AUGGACCCUAUGACGGGUCUAGGCACCGACAAGAUCCGCGGGGUGGUGGUCCUGCAUCCUUGGGACACGUACCGCUGGCGUCAAGUGUUGGAGGACCCGCUUGUCGAAAAGAAGUACCUCGUGCGCGGCCUCCCUCUAGGUGGUAGGGCGGGUCAGGAGGAUCCUUCAGGACCCGGCGGUGCUGAUCUCGACGGGUCCGUGGUUGCGGUCCCACCUGCUGCUAGAGCGGGUGGGGUGGCGAUCGUCUCGCUCAAAAGGGAGGUGACUCUUACAGACUUCCCUUCAAAUCCAACGGCGAGGGGGCCUUUCUUCAGAGACGUGCUUCAGCCGUUCAUAGCGGCGAUUCCAAGCGGAAGCCACUUGAUGCUUGCAGGGGACCUGAACAAAGUGUCAUCUAUUAUACGGAAUCAUGAGGAGCAGGGUGGGGACUUAGAGGCUCUGACGAACUCUCUGAAGGUUGGGCUUAAGGCGUACACCGUAGAAGAAAGGAAGCGCGUUGCAGCCACAACGACACAUCUGGAAAGAGAGGAGGGGGAGCUAAGGCAGAAGGUGAUGAGCAAACCCUGGUGCACGAGGGCGAAGGCGAGGCUGGUGAAAUACGAGGCCAAGCUCAAGGCAUACGACGACGGGAGACAGCAAAAGCUGCAAGAGCAAGCAGGGAUCAAGGUGGAGAUGAACAGUGAAGCACCCACGGGAUUCCUAUUGGCGAAGGUUAAAGCAAGAAAGGCUAAGACAAGGCUAGAGGCGGUGAACUUUCGGGGUCAGCAUUUCGUGGGGUCGAAAGAGGCCCUGAAAGUGGCAGCAAGUUUCUAUGCGGACCUGUUUGACGACAAGUCACGGCCGGGAGCUCUGUCGCUGGACUUCAAAAUGGAUAGGCAGUUCUCACCGAAAGAUGCAGCCGCGCGCAGUGCGCGGUGGGAGGAGGAGGAGGUUAAGCAGGCGCUUGCGGAAAUGGUGUCGGGUAAAACGCCGGGGAUAGAUGGGCUGCCGAAGGAGUUCUGGGGGUCGCAGUGGAGUUUACUGGGUGGUCAUGUGAUGAAGUUCUUGAAGGACUUUGAGCGGACGGCAUCACUUGCGGCAGAAUUCUCGAUGGCCGUGACGGUGCUCGUCCACAAGAAGGGGGAUAAAGAGGACCUGCAGAACUAUCGCCCGAUUAAUUUGCUGAGCACGGCGUACAAGAUCAUUGCAAAAAUUCUGGCAAUCAGGAUAAAGCACAGGCUGGAGAAAGUGGUAUCCACGGGGCCGUUUGGAUUCUUACCCAGUAGGAGCCUUGCGGGAGCGGUGGCGAUUGCGGCAGAUGCGAUCGACGCGGCGAACUCCAUGCAGAAAGAUUGGCUCCUCCUCCUGGUCGAUUUCAGGAAAGCAUUUGAUUCUGUCUCGAGGGACUACCUGUUUGAGGUCUUGGGAAAGAUGGGCUUCCCAAGGGCAUAUGUGAAGUGGGUGGAAGGGCUGCAUCAGAGGGUGGCAAAGCGCAUCUGCAAUGACGGCUGGCUGGGAGAGGAGGUGCCGGUGCAAACUGGAGUGAGGCAGGGCUGCCCGCUUGCGCCAUAUCUUUUCUUCUGUGCGGUGGAGCCCCUCUGCCAAGAAGCACAGUGGAGGCAAUUAGGAGUGGACAUUGCGGACGCAGGAAAGCUGUCUUACCUUGGCUAUGCGGAUGACACAACUCUUCUGCUGAAGGGGCGGGAGCAGCUCAAUAGGGCCGAGACGCUGCUUAGAGCGUGUUACACCUCUUUCUAUGCGCAUGAGGGCCUGCUGAAAAUGUGGGAUGGGGGUAGCGAGCGUUGGAAGGCGAUUGCGGUGGUGGUAAUGGAGUCCCCCAUAGCCCGAAACUUGCCAUGCAAGAGCAGACGGGAUGUGGAGAAGGAACGAGUGGUGUUCAACCGUCACAUCCUACGCGAGGGAAGCUGUCCUUUCGGGAGGCGGAAGGGGUCGGAGUGCCUCUGGGACAUCACAGUUGGCGACCUGGUGAUGAAAUGGGUGGAAAGCACACGAAGCCCCAAAACGCCGGUGCAGCUGGAGCGGCUACUGGGCUCCAAGCAAGCAGCGGCAUUGGCGGCGGAAGUCUUCGAGGCAAUUCUUGCAAAGUGGAAAAAUCAGGUUCUGAAAACGCUUAGCGAGGAGGAGAUGCUAGAGGCGAUUAAGGUGGUUUGCGCCGCUGGUCGAGGGGUGCAGAUGUGGUGGAUAGUCAAGGCGUCGGGGAGUGCGUUAUGGUGCGUAAAGAUGCGGCGCCGUGCUGACGGGGUGUCCUGGUACACGCCAGAGGGAGCAAGAGUUUCUUUGCUACCAGUAUGGGAUGCUACUCUGCUGGCGAUGUUAGGGGAUGAGGUGGCAUGA
Molecule: messenger RNA, 2334 nt
Organism: Closterium sp. NIES-65
Lineage: Eukaryota; Viridiplantae; Streptophyta; Zygnematophyceae; Desmidiales; Closteriaceae
Source: the annotation of a GenBank genome assembly